CCGGACGUUACAUCUCGCCUUUCCACGAUAUCCCCAUCUACGCGGAUGCCAGCGAGAAUGUGUUCAACAUGGUUGUGGAAGUACCUCGAUGGACAAACGCUAAAAUGGAGAUUGCAACAAAGGAUCCCUUAAACCCAAUUAAACAAGAUGUGAAGAAAGGAAAACUGCGCUACGUAGCCAACGUGUUCCCCCAUAAGGGUUACAUCUGGAAUUACGGUGCUAUCCCUCAGACUUGGGAAGACCCAGGUCACAAAGAUGAAAACACUGGCUGCUGUGGAGAUAACGAUCCAAUUGAUGUGUGUGAAAUUGGAAGCAAGGUCUGCUCUCGAGGAGAAGUCAUCAAGGUGAAGGUGCUGGGCACGCUGGCACUGAUUGAUGAGGGGGAGACAGACUGGAAGGUGAUUGCUAUCAACGUUGAAGACCCUGAAGCAGAUAACUAUAACGGUAAGUAAUGGGAGGGAGGAGCCAUUGUGCUUACACAGAA
Molecule: messenger RNA, 484 nt
Organism: Merops nubicus (carmine bee-eater)
Lineage: Eukaryota; Metazoa; Chordata; Aves; Coraciiformes; Meropidae
Product: inorganic pyrophosphatase
Exons: 5
Coding region: 69-452 (127 amino acids)
Biological process (GO): phosphate-containing compound metabolic process
Cellular component (GO): cytoplasm
Molecular function (GO): magnesium ion binding; inorganic diphosphate phosphatase activity
Source: RefSeq, a predicted model, not a curated record